UUUCUAUAUCUAUAUCUAUAUCUAUAUCUAAUCAACAAAAGUAGGAAAUACAAUUUGUGAGGAUUUCUUACAUUGUAUUUGAACAAUAUCUGUAAUCUGUCAUCUGUUAGAGAGAGAGAGAGAUAGCUGUGUUUGUAAUUAGUGGAUUGUGGAGAACACCGCCAUCUCAAUUAUAUCCUUUCUUUUGUCCCCUUUUUUCUUAUUCUUGUGCAAAUAAAUCCACCCACACCUUCAUACUGAUCUCAUCAAUUAUUGACCAAGAAAGAAUACACUAGGAAUUUGGGUUGCCCAGAAUUAGAGCUAUAAAUCUCCCUUUUCUUUUUUUCUUAAUGAUCAUCACCGAAAGAUUCUUGAUUUUUUGAGGCUUUGGUUUUCCUUUUUUAAUUUCGGAGAUGGUAAAAGUGGAAGAUUGAAGGGAAAGGGAAGUGAAGAUUCCAAUUUCCAAUAUUAUUAUUAUUAUUAUUUCACCCCACUCCAUUAAUCCAAAGAUUAGCCGCUGAUUCACCCAAAAUUCAGUGAAAUUAAAUGGCAACUCCUGUGGAGCCUCCAAAUGGAUUAAUGAGGGCAAAGGGGAAGCAUUUGUACACAAUGUGGCAUACUCUGUUCGAAAUCGACACAAAAUAUAUCCCUAUAAAGCCCAUUGGCAGAGGGGCUUAUGGGGUAGUUUGUUCUUCCAUCAAUAGGGAAACAAAUGAAAGAGUGGCCAUCAAGAAAAUCAACAAUGUUUUUGGAAACCGAAUCGAUGCCCUUAGAACUCUUAGGGAACUUAUGUUGUUGAGAUGCAUAAAGCACGAAAACGUUAUUUGUCUCAAAGAUGUUAUGAUUCCCACUAAUUUGUAUGGUUUUAAGGAUGUUUAUUUGGUUUACGAAUUGAUGGAUACUGAUCUUCAUCAGAUUAUCAAGUCCUCCCAGCCUCUGUCUAACGAUCACUGCAAAUACUUCAUUUUUCAGCUGCUUAGGGGGUUGCAAUAUCUCCAUUCAGCCAACAUUCUUCACCGGGAUUUAAAACCCGGAAAUCUCCUAGUCAACGCUAAUUGCGAGCUAAAGAUUUGCGAUUUUGGGCUUGCUCGAACCAAUAAAAACAACGGUCAAUUCAUGACAGAAUAUGUAGUCACACGAUGGUACCGUGCACCUGAGCUUCUGCUAUCCUGUGAUAACUACGGAACCUCAAUUGAUAUCUGGUCCGUUGGGUGCAUCUUGGCCGAAAUCCUCGGCCGAAAACCAAUCUUUCCAGGAACCGAUUCCCUCACUCAACUCAAGCUAAUAAUCAGUGUACUCGGUAGCCAAUCAGAAGCCGAUCUCGAUUUUAUCGAUAAUGCUAAAGCAAAGAAAUUUGUAAGAUCACUUCACUUUUCAAAAGGAACUUGUUUUUCUUCCUUAUAUCCAUACGCGGACCCCCUGGCAGUUGAUUUGUUGGAGAAGAUGCUUGUGUUUGAUCCUAGAAAAAGAAUAGCGGUUUCGGAGGCUCUUUGUCACCCUUAUAUCUCGAGUUUAUAUGAUCCGAGUUUAAAUCCUCCGUGUCAGUAUCGUAUAAAUGUGGAUAUAGAUGAGAAUAUUGGAGAAUCGGUUAUUAGGGAGAUGAUGUUGAGAGAGAUCCUCCUUUACCACCCUGAAGCUGCUGUUAUAUAUUAAUGUUUUUUUGUCACGCGAUUUCUUAUUUUUAUUCAAUUGAGAUGGACGGGGGACGGAUCACAUUAAUUCCGAUGAUAUCCGGGGAUUAAUUCUUUAAGAUGUGUAACUUAUUGCGGAUUUUAAUCUUUGGUUAACAAACAUUAUUUUGGACUAGUAUGGCAUGUUGAA
This is a messenger RNA of Erythranthe guttata (spotted monkey flower), 1800 nucleotides long. RefSeq names its product mitogen-activated protein kinase homolog NTF3. Gene Ontology annotation, molecular function: ATP binding; MAP kinase activity. NCBI's taxonomy places the organism in Eukaryota, Viridiplantae, Streptophyta, Magnoliopsida, Lamiales, Phrymaceae. Gene Ontology annotation, biological process: protein phosphorylation. The record is from RefSeq and is a predicted model, not a curated record.